This is a messenger RNA of Ylistrum balloti, 882 nucleotides long. RefSeq names its product homeobox protein Hox-D4a-like. Bases 1 to 882 code for a protein of 293 amino acids. NCBI's taxonomy places the organism in Eukaryota, Metazoa, Mollusca, Bivalvia, Pectinida, Pectinidae. The record is from RefSeq and is a predicted model, not a curated record. Gene Ontology annotation, molecular function: RNA polymerase II cis-regulatory region sequence-specific DNA binding; DNA-binding transcription factor activity, RNA polymerase II-specific. The transcript is spliced from 2 exons. Gene Ontology annotation, biological process: negative regulation of transcription by RNA polymerase II; anterior/posterior pattern specification. Gene Ontology annotation, cellular component: nucleus.
AUGAGUUCCUACUUAGGAAAUCUACUGCCGGCACACAUGGCUGCUAACGCUGGACAUUCGGAUGUGUUCUAUCCACGCGCUGAAAAGUCACUGGACAACCACCAUUCUGGAGGAUAUCAUUCGACAUCAACUCACAAUAUGUGUUAUGAAAAUGAAAAUACAACAUACAGCAUGGGCAACUAUAAUUGCUAUCCUAUGUACGAGAGAUUAGACUCACAGAACCAGAUCCAACCAAUGAACCUUGUAGCUAAACAGCAAGGAUAUUGUCCGGGUGGAAACGGUAGCAUAUAUCCCUAUCAAAAUUCACACAAUUUUAGCCAUUCUAACCAUUUGCAUGGGAUUUCACCUUACCAGGACGAUCGACCGAGUUGUGUUAAAACUGAGGAAGGGUGUAUUCCCACCCCUCCGCCUACUUACCCUUUACAUGAACAGCACCAGUCUGUGGGACAAAUCCCUUCAAUAUCGGGUCAGGAAUUGAACCCACAUCACCCUCAUCUAUCCACAAAUCCUUCAUCAUUAAAUGGAAUUUCUCAACAAAAUAUGGCAGUUUAUCCGUGGAUGCGAGCGGCCGUGAAUGGAGAAGUAACGUAUGAGCAGAAGCGAACGCGCCAGACCUAUACCAGAUACCAAACUCUUGAACUGGAAAAAGAGUUCCACUACAACCGAUAUUUGACGAGACGAAGGCGGAUUGAGAUCGCACAUCUACUAGGACUUACGGAGCGUCAGAUUAAGAUCUGGUUCCAGAAUAGACGAAUGAAAUGGAAAAAGGAGAACAAUAUUCCAAAAUUAACUGGCCCAGAUAGGUCAAAACCUGAAACAGAUUCAGAAAGAACAAAUAUUGGCGCGAGCCCAAGUUCGGACGAGAACAAUUAUUCCAAUUAA